Molecule: messenger RNA, 9709 nt
Organism: Monodelphis domestica (gray short-tailed opossum)
Lineage: Eukaryota; Metazoa; Chordata; Mammalia; Didelphimorphia; Didelphidae
Gene: ANKRD44
Product: ankyrin repeat domain 44
Biological process (GO): regulation of gene expression; regulation of cardiac muscle contraction; protein localization to ciliary inversin compartment
Cellular component (GO): nucleus; T-tubule; cilium
Molecular function (GO): protein binding
Source: RefSeq, a predicted model, not a curated record
UCAAACUUUUUAUUUUUUUAACAAUGCAGGAUAAUACUGGCAAACAGGUAAAAACACAGAUUCAGGUUAGGACAAUGGAAAUUUACCUUAUAUAUGUGAAAGGUAUUUUCCUUGCUAUAGAAGACUAAAUAAUGUGAAUUCAAGAUAGUGAUGAUGAAACAUUUUUCUUGUCUCAGUAAGGAGAUGGUGAACUAGAGGUGAGAAAUGAUAAAUUUUUAGAUCUGAUCAAUGUGCUACUUUGAUAUACUUGAGUGUUUUUUGUAAAAAGUGAGUUAAUCCAAUAUGUGGGAGGUGGUGGUGGUGGUGGGUGGGUAGGGGCAAUGAGUCAGUGGGAAAUGACCGUGAUCUUAAAAAAAAAAAGAAAAAAAUAUUAAGGGAAUGGAUAUGUAGGCCUCAUUCCUUUGACUUUCUUCUUUUCAUAGCUACUAUAUCUAGUUUUUUGGAAUAGCAAUAGCAUUAUUUGUAGCCUAUUAAUAUAAUCGCCAGUGAUAGGAAUCAAGCCUGUUUCUCUGGUGGGCUCUGUAAUUCCUUUCUCUUGGGUGAAGGUGGAGAUGUCAAAGGAAGAAGCAAGUACAGGUCCCAGGCAUCUCCCCUGCCCUCAAUAUAGCAAAGGUUUUAUUUUUCAGUUUGACAAUGAAGAUGCAUUAUCUAAAUUUCUGGUUUGCUCUUGAAUGAGCUGGUUUUCUUUAUAACUUGAACCACUCACUAUAUUUGAAAAAGACAACAACCUCCCCCCAUAACCCCCCAGUUUAAGCUUUAACAGGGCAGGGCAUAUGUCUUUUCUCUUUUCCUUUCAGCUAGAGACAAUGCCAGGCACACAGUGGGCACUCAGCAGCAAAUGUUUGUUGAAAUUGUUGAUACUAUAGUCUGAAAACAACAAUAAUUACUGUGACUAUUAUUGUCAUUAUUUCCACUGUUUGCAAACGGCUGCAGGCAUUUGUUUUAAUCCCUUUGUAUUUUGAAGGCUGUACUAACUUCAGAUUCUGGGGGAAUUAUUUGACUGUUGUCCCGGUACAAAAAUAUGUAGGUAUCUCUACAGUGUUUUAGAGUUAGGGGCACCUUACGUGUCUUUUCCUUAGCCCCAACUUCCAAAUAAGAUUGCGCUCCAUAUUUGGGGGGAGGGGUGGACAUGGGUGUGGAAGGGAGGCCAAGGAGGUGGAGAAUUUGUUGCAAUUACACAAUCAUACAAGUAUUACUCUGAAACUACUACACACACUUGCUAGGAAAUUACACUGGGUUGGCUGCCUGUCCUGUGAAUUAAACAAAGGGAGAGUAAAAAAUUCUGGCCAUUGAAUGCCUUCUGGCAUCCAGACAAGUUAAAAGUGCUGGUGACUCUUCUGGGAUCUGACCCAGAAACCAAGGGGGAAUCAUUAAAAGGUUUGUGGGGUGUGUGUGUGGGGGGGGGGGCGGGGGAGAUGGGAAAAGUGUAUGUGGUGUUUAUCUCCGAUGUGAGCCCCAGGAAAAGAUAACCUUCCUAGUAGAGGCAUGCACCUAUAGCAGUCUGCAAGCCUCCGUGGGCAUAAGAUGGGGGAACAGAAGAGGAAUGCCAGCUGCCACAAGGAAGCCUGGGAAGGAGGGGUACCUGAUUUGUGUGCGCGGAAGGGAGGAGAACCGCUUUGGGAAAGGGGCCACUUUGGCACACAGACGAGCUGAGCGCAGCGGGAAGGCAGCUUAGCUGAGGCAGAGUGAGGGAGAAAGGAAGGACGCCCUUAUGCUGGAGCAGAGGGUACGCCUACUUCCCAGGUUGGGGUCAGCGGCCAACAGUACGCGUGCCUGGGCGCGUGGAUCUGUAUAUGUGUAUGGGGGGGAGGUGGGGGCGGAGGCGGGGGAGGUUGCUUUCGCCUCUAUCAAAGUCUGCUAGGGCGCCCGGGAGGGAGCUGGAUGCGAAUUUGCCGGAUGCGAGCAGCAGGCGGCAGCCUUGGCCUUGCCUUGAACAGGCCGGCGGAGCCGGGUGAUGUCAGUAGUGGCUGGGCUGGCAGCAGUCUGUACUUCCUGUAUAAAGGAAGGCUCGUCUGCAACCACCACUAGCCAGUCCUAGCUUCUUUUGACGGAGCAGCCGCCGCCGCCACCGAAGAAACAGCAGCAGCUGUAGCUGUAGCAGCAGCAGCAGCAGCAGCAGCAGCAGCAGCAGCAGCAGUAAUAGCAGGAUUGUCAAAUUCGGGAGACAGCUUUACCCCGCUCCCGGGCUAAUUCUUUCCGCUUCCCCGGAUCCUGGCUUGACAUCUCUGGACCCAGGAGCUGCAUGAGUGUGCGUGCAAAAACAGCGGAAGAAUGGCAGUCCUCAAACUCACCGACCAGCCCCCGCUGGUCCAAGCAAUUUUCAGUGGUGAUCCAGAAGAGAUACGAAUGUUGAUCUAUAAAACAGAAGAUGUAAAUGCCCUGGAUUCUGAGAAGCGAACUCCACUUCAUGUUGCAGCUUUUCUGGGAGAUGCAGAAAUCAUUGAACUCCUAAUUCUUUCAGGGGCUCGUGUAAAUGCCAAGGACAACAUGUGGCUGACUCCACUCCACCGAGCUGUUGCCUCCCGGAGCGAGGAAGCCGUACAAGUUUUGAUUAAGCACUCAGCUGAUGUCAAUGCUCGGGAUAAGAACUGGCAGACUCCUCUCCAUGUGGCUGCGGCAAAUAAAGCUGUUAAGUGUGCCGAAGUCAUCAUCCCACUGCUAAGCAGCGUCAAUGUCUCAGACAGAGGGGGCCGGACAGCCUUACACCAUGCAGCUCUGAAUGGCCAUGUAGAGAUGGUCAAUUUGCUCUUGGCUAAAGGAGCAAACAUCAAUGCAUUUGACAAGAAGGACAGGCGAGCUCUUCACUGGGCAGCGUAUAUGGGUCACCUGGAAGUGGUGGCACUGCUUAUUAACCAUGGUGCAGAAGUCACAUGCAAGGAUAAGAAAGGUUACACCCCACUGCAUGCCGCAGCCUCCAAUGGGCAAGUAAAUGUGGUUAAACACCUCCUCAAUCUAGGGGUGGAGAUUGAUGAAAUCAAUGUCUAUGGAAACACAGCACUUCAUAUCGCCUGUUAUAAUGGACAAGAUGCUGUAGUCAAUGAGCUGAUUGACUAUGGUGCUAAUGUGAACCAGCCCAACACCAGUGGAUUCACCCCUCUGCAUUUUGCCGCUGCCUCUACUCAUGGUGCUCUCUGUCUCGAACUGUUAGUAAAUAAUGGGGCAGAUGUGAAUGUUCAGAGUAAAGAUGGAAAGAGUCCGCUGCACAUGACAGCUGUCCAUGGAAGGUUCACACGAUCACAAACCCUCAUUCAGAAUGGAGGCGAAAUUGAUUGUGUGGAUAAGGAUGGCAACACUCCUCUCCAUGUGGCUGCAAGAUAUGGACAUGAGCUUUUGAUUAACACCUUAAUAACCAGUGGAGCUGACACAGCCAAAUGCGGUAUCCACAGCAUGUUUCCCUUACAUUUAGCAGCAUUGAAUGCCCACUCUGACUGUUGUAGGAAGUUGUUAUCUUCAGGACAAAAGUAUAGCAUAGUGUCCUUGUUUAGUAAUGAGCACGUGCUGUCUGCAGGCUUUGAAAUAGACACACCAGAUAAAUUUGGAAGAACCUGCCUUCAUGCUGCUGCCGCAGGAGGUAAUGUGGAAUGUAUAAAACUCUUGCAGAGCAGUGGAGCAGAUUUCAGUAAGAAGGAUAAAUGUGGAAGGACACCUUUGCAUUAUGCAGCUGCGAAUUGUCAUUUCCACUGUAUUGAGACAUUAGUGAACACUGGGGCCAACAUUAAUGAGAUGGAUGACUGGGGACGAACGCCUUUACACUAUGCUGCAGCUUCAGACAUGGAUAGAAAAAGAAGGAAUAUUUUGGGGAACACUCAUGAAAAUGCAGAAGAACUUGAAAGAGCCAGCGAGCUUAAGGAAAAGGAAGCUGCCUCGUGUCUGGAAUUUCUACUUCAGAAUGAUGCAAACCCAUCAAUUCGGGACAAAGAAGGUUACAACACUGUGCAUUAUGCUGCAGCCUAUGGUCACCGGCAAUGUCUGGAGUUGAUUGGAAGCAAAAUUCCACUGGAUAUACUUUUGGAGAGAACCAACAACAGUUUCGAGGAAUCAGAUUCCAGUGCCACGAAGAGCCCACUGCACUUAGCUGCAUACAAUGGCCAUCAUCAAGCCUUGGAAGUACUUCUGCAAUCCCUUGUAGACCUGGAUAUCAGGGAUGAGAAAGGUCGAACAGCUCUAGACCUCGCUGCCUUUAAAGGACAUGCAGAAUGUGUUGAAGCGCUUAUCAAUCAAGGAGCAUCCAUCUUUGUGAAAGACAACGUAACCAAAAGAACCCCACUUCAUGCCUCAGUCAUUAAUGGUCAUACACUGUGUUUACGGCUAUUACUAGAAAUCGCAGACAACCCAGAAAUAGUUGAUGUGACAGAUGCCAAAGGACAGACCCCGCUGAUGCUAGCUGUUGCCUAUGGACAUAUUGAUGCUGUUUCUUUGUUACUUGAAAAAGAAGCAAAUGUAGAUGCCGUUGACCUCAUGGGAUGCACAGCUUUACACAGAGGGAUCAUGACUGGGCAUGAGGAAUGUGUACAAAUGCUUUUGGAACAGGAAGUCUCCAUUCUGUGUAGAGAUUUCCGAGGAAGGACACCCCUUCACUUCGCAGCAGCCCGUGGUCAUGCCACAUGGCUAAGUGAGUUAUUGCAGAUGGCACUUUCAGAGGAAGAUUGCUGUUUUAAAGAUAACCAAGGUUAUACUCCAUUGCACUGGGCUUGUUAUAAUGGUAAUGAAAACUGUAUAGAGGUACUUUUGGAACAAAAAUGUUUUCGUAAAUUUAAUGGUAAUCCCUUCACUCCAUUGCACUGUGCUGUAAUUAAUGACCAUGAAAAUUGUGCAUCACUGCUUAUUGGGGCCAUAGAUGCCAGCAUUGUCCAUUGUAGAGAUGACAAGGGGCGAACCCCGCUUCAUGCUGCAGCUUUUGCUGAUCACGUGGAAUGCUUACAGCUUCUUUUAAGCCACAAUGCACAAGUGAAUGCUGCAGAUAAUUCAGGGAAAACACCACUGAUGAUGGCAGCUGAGAAUGGACAAGCAGGUGCUGUAGAUCUUUUGGUAAACAGUGCCAAGGCUGAUCUAACUGUAAAGGAUAAGGAUUUGAAUACGCCCUUACAUUUGGCUUGUAGUAAAGGUCAUGAAAAAUGUGCCUUGUUAAUACUUGACAAGAUACAAGAACAGAGCCUUAUUAAUGCAACAAAUAAUACAUUGCAGACACCUCUCCAUAUUGCUGCACGGAAUGGCUUGAAGAUGGUGGUUGAGGAGCUGCUAGCGAAGGGAGCCUGUGUCCUUGCUUUAGAUGAAAAUGGUAUUGGAAUUAGCAGCGCAUGCAUAUUUCUCAGAAGUCAUACCCCAGCCCUGGCUUGCGCUCCUAACAAGGACGUGGCUGACUGCCUGGCACUCAUUUUGGCUACCAUGAUGCCUUUUUCUCCUUCCAGUACAAUGACGGCUUUCAACUUCGUUUGUUUUAAAAAAGACCAUUUGAGCAGGACACAGAUCUGCGAUGGCACCAAUCUGAGUGGCACCAUUAGCUCUUGCUCUCACAAUAUAGGAUCAGAGGACGGGUACAAUGAAAAUGAUUCUGAUUCGGAAACAUUUUGACUCUGGACUUCAGAAGCUUUCACUUAAUCACUUAUAUUAGGUGGAGAAGGCGGGGCAGGAAGAAUUUUGAUUCCCCAAAUUAUGUUGUAUCAGAAUAUCAUUAUGGACCCAAGCUUUGAGAAAAUAGAAGAGUUUAGUAAAAUGUUCAAUGAACCCUUAGGAGAGGACUUGGAUUUUAAUGGAAAACAUUCUCACAAAAUGUGCCCUGACUUUGAUUUGUGUCAUGUUUUCUUUCUAUCUAAAGUAUUACUGUGAAAGUCUACCUCUCAUCUUAAGUAGGGAAUUUUUUAAAAAUGCAUUUUCUUAUUUUUUUCUUUUUAAAUAAUGCAACAGAGAAUGGGGCUGUUAUAUCAGGAUUUUAUUUUUUAUUAUGUUCUUGCUGUACAAUUGAUUCUCAGAAGCUUAUCCAUGUGGCUUUCUUGUACACCAUGGGGAAGUUUAGCCUCAAAUUUCUCCUCACUCUGAUGUUUACUUCCUCAUUACAAGCCAAAGGUAAAGUUCUCUUUCAGAGAGAUUGCCUGGAUUAUUGUUGCAAGGAGAAUUUAAUCAUUUCCAUGUAUUCUCUCUGCCUCUCUAUCUCUGUUGGUCUCUCUCUCUGUCUCUUAUCUCUGUUUCUCCCUUUUUCUGCCUGUCUACAACAGAUAAAUAUUGAUCUAAAUUUUUAUCUUAUUUUGUAAUGUGUAAUACAGAUAUGACAUGCACUCGAUUUCAUGAUGGAUCAUUAAGAAUUUUCACCUGGUCCGUUCAACUCUAACCUACCCUAGAAAAUUUAGCUGAUAAUUACAUGGUCCACAAAUUUGAUAGCAAUCUGCUGGUUUCAAAUGCAAAGCUAUUUUAAAAAUAAUUCUUCCUCAAUUAAAUCAGAAUACUUCCUUUUUAAAAAACAAAUUAACCUCUAGGUUAUAAAAAAUAUUUUUACACUAUCUUAAGAAUAGUCUCUGUUCAAGAGUAACACAAAAGUAGAAACAAUGUAAAUCCCAAAGUGAACAUAGGCACAAAAUGGGAAGUAGUAACAUGAGACUUGGGGUAGAGGAGGCAAAAAGACAAUUAGCAUUUACUCUAUAAGUGGGAUCAACAUUGUGAAUACUGUAUCUGCUCCUUCUGCCAAAGCUUCUAGGUCAAAUGGACCCCGUUCCUCACCUGGGACAGAUGUUCAAAAAGAAGAAUGAGACUCUUUAAAAAUAUAUAUGUAUAUAUAUUUUCAUAUAUAUAUAUAUGUGCGCAUAUAUAUAUAUAUAUGUAUCGUCAACCAGCUAAACACGAGGACCAAAAUGCUUCAAUGUCUAAAAUGGAAGAUAAAUUUUUUUUUCCUUCAAAAUGGAAGCGAGAAAUGAUGUAGCUUUUCUAAAGAGUUAAAAUGUAAACUUUUUGAGUCUUGGUUGUAUUUUACAUUUCUUAUGGCACAGAUUUAUAGUUGACAGCUUAACAUUUGUAACUGAUGAUGUGUUGACCACAAUUUAUUUUUUUGCCAAACCAGAGAAAAUGUUCAUAUAUACUUUUGAUGUAAAUGUGUUUAUAUUUAUUUGAAGUGAAGCAAAAAGCCCAGGAAUUUUCUCUGUGAUUAUGUUUUAAUUGUUAUGUGUCUUAUCUGACCUAACAAAGAAAAAAAAGGCAAAAAAAAUUUUUGACUCUGGACUAGCCAGAAUGCCUAGGGUCUAUACCUAGCAUGUCUAUUGUUAAUGUUUCCUGGCUAACCUCAGGUUCUUCCAUAUCUGUUAGGGGGGAUACAGAAUGCAGAGUCAUUCCCUUACUCACACCCCCUCACUGUAGCUUUCAGGGCAUUACCGUCUCUCAAUAAGGAAGGCCAGACUCCAGGUGGGUAUACUCUAGACACAGUUCUCAAGAGAUGAGAAUAGAAAUGGAUAGUGGUAUGUGUCAAAGUGACCCAGAAGGGAAAGGUUCAAAAAUGAUCUUAUUAAUCAUAAGAUUACCCAUAGUCCCAAUAAAAGGAUCCUAGUAGGAAAGCUAUGACUUGGGCUGCUGGCUCAUGCUCUCUGAGAGAAGUUAAAAUCACUAAUCCACAUGCUUAGUUUUCCACUCGAGCCAAGAAAAAAGAAAGAAAUAUAUUUCAUGAGGGGUUGUACCCCUGAUAUUUCUCUCUUUUUCUAGUUUAGCCCUGGAAAUUUCUAUUUUAUAAUAAUCAGGAGAAUUUUUUAAAACAGUGUUCUAUGAGAUCUGAGUAAACUACAGAUACUAUAUUGUGCUUUUCAAUAACUGUAAAAUAUCUUAAUCUUUUAGCAUCUUGGGGGAGUUAAAAAAUUCGAACUUAUUUUACUCAUCAUGAAUGAGAGCUUGCUCCAAGAACUUGUAGAAUUGGUAUUAAUUUCAUUGACAAAGUUCAAUGACACUUUUCUAGAAUUCUGGGGAAAGGGAAGUGUUUUCUCCCUUCUCCUCCUUAAUGUUAGUACUGUAUUCCUUUUUUUGAGAAUGAUUUAAAAAAGUUGCUAACUAGCAAUAACUACCUUAUCUUUAUUAAAGCACUGAAAAUAAGGGGGAACUAGCUUUGUAGGAGAGCUGUAUACUGUGGUGUCUUUUUCUAGAAGUGACUGGAAAUCUCACUAAGAUGGUUUGGAAAGAAAGGAAGUAACCUUUCAAGCAGGAAAUGAAAUGUCUUCUUUUAGAAGACUAGUGUUGAAUUUUUCUGUAGAAGAGCAGAGAGAACAGGUAAUAUUAAAGCAAAACACAGUGAUUCAACCUAGUCUCAGUGGAACUGUUUUUUACAUCUAUUCUGUUAAAUUGUAAGAAGGACAAAGUAAUAAAAUUGAAAUAUGCUUACCAGGAACUGACCAUUAAAUUUAUUUUUUUCCCUUUUCUUAAAUUGUUUUUGGUGACUACAAAAUUUGCUUUAUUUAGGACAUAAGUAAAGACUGCAUUUGAUUUUUGUAUCUUCUAAAUCUACUGCUAGAAAGAAAAUCAUAUUUUGAAUAAGGCUCACUAAGAAAAAAGUUUUUUAAAAUAAAAUUUCAAAUUCCUACAUCAUGGUGUUUAUUGCUCUUACUUUUUUUAAGACUAUUUUAACCAGAAACAUGGAGAUUUUUUGCAUUGCACAUAACUCUUCUUGUUCACCAGUGUCUGCCUAUCUUCGGUAAUACGUUACUAUCUCCAAAUUGCCUAAAAUCUGUUCUGAUUCUACAGUAAAUAGCUCAGGGGAUUUCUAUUUAUCACUACUAAAAGGGCACCAUAGUAUGUUUGGUACUUUAUGCAGUAAACAGCUGCUUGAAUUGUUAUUUUAUUAUUAAACUAGAACAAGAACAUCAAAUGAAUUGCUGCAGUAGUUAUCUUUUGUACUGUUAAGAAACUUGGUUAGCUCUCUGUUGGUUUGGUUUAAGAAUUUGCGUCUUUUUUGGUCUUGUAAUAUGAAGUUAGAGUGCCUUUUUAUAUUUGUGUAAUCUGAAAAUGUUUUGUGAAAUUUAUCAUAUUUUUUCCAUUUGAGUGUUAUCAAAGCAAUAUAAUAUCAGCCAGUUUUUAUUUCAAACUUUCUUUGAAUGUAUAAAGUCUUUUCCCCCAUUCCCUUUCACUUGCUUUGAAUUUAAAAUGAAUAUACUAAAUUUCCAUAGAAAUGAUGUAUGACUUUUUUUUUUGCAGUUCUAAAAAUGCUUUCUUCUUACAGAAACUAUAAACCAUAGAUCAGUGUUAGAGGGAAAAAGCAUUUUAAAAUAGUGACAAUCUGAGCAAUGUAAUUGUAAAUGUAAUUCUAUGCGUUUCUUAUGCAGUGAUCUAAAUAUUCAAAUCAAAUAUCUUAUGUUUGGUAGUUUUGUCAACAUAUUUUAUGCUUUAGCAUGUGCAAUAUAUCUUUACAAAGCACGAUGAUACUUAUCUGGUGCCAGUGUUAUAUUUUGCAUAACAUAUUUGUAACGGCAAAAAUUAUUGGUUGAUAGUUUCAGUGGGAAUUUGUCUGUAAUGUUUUAUUAUGUAAAUUGGAGUUGAAUGACUUCAGUAAAUGUCAUAACUGUAAAAAUGAGGGAAAAAACUUAAUUCAUUGAGUGACUGAUCCAAUCUGAAUCUUCUCAAGCACAGUUUAAUAUCUUUUUCAACUACUGAAUGCUCUAUUAAUGUAAUGAAAUACAUAACUGUAAACUAUUGAAAUGCAUUCAGAUGGUUAUUUUUACAAAUAAAAACGGUACAAAUAUUGUUGUGA